AUGGGUGACAAGGAAGAACCGCAGCUGUAUAGAAAACGUUAUAAAGUUGAUAAAAAACUUGGUGCUGGAAAUUUUGGUACAGCUUAUCUUGUCACUGAUCUUAAAGUCAAAAAUGACCCAAAAGUACUGAAAGUUGUUCGAUUAGGUGAAAUGGAUAGUGAACAAGCAGUUGAUUCUGUUCGUGAAGCUGAACUUUUAGCAAAAUUAGAUAAUGAACAUAUUGUUAAAUUUCAUGAAAGUUUUGUUGAAAAUGAUUGUCUAUGUAUUGUAACAGAAUUUUGUGAAGGUGGUGAUCUUGAUCAACGUUUAAAAGAAUUAAAAAAACAAAAACGUACAUUAGAAGAAGAUCAAGUUAUUGAAUGGUUAAUACAAAUUUUAAUUGCUGUACAAUAUAUGCAUAAAUCAAGAAUAUUACAUCGAGAUUUAAAAGCAAGAAAUAUUUUUCUUAAAUCUAAUAAAAUUAAAAUUGGAGAUUUUGGUAUAAGUAGAAUACUAGUUGGUACCAUGGAUGUUGCUACAACAUUUACUGGAACGCCAUAUUAUAUGUCACCUGAAGUUAUGAAACAUGAUGGAUAUGAAGCAAAAUCAGAUAUUUGGUCUGUUGCUUGUUUAUUAUAUGAAAUGUGUACUAAUGAACAUGCCUUCGAUGGUAAAGGCCUUAUGAAUGUUAUAUAUAAAGUUGUUGAAGGAAAACCUCCUGAACUUCCAAAAACAUAUUCCAAAGAACUCAAUGAUGUAUGCAAAAAGUAA
This is a messenger RNA of Adineta steineri, 750 nucleotides long. The record is from the annotation of a GenBank genome assembly. NCBI's taxonomy places the organism in Eukaryota, Metazoa, Rotifera, Eurotatoria, Adinetida, Adinetidae.